UCAAAACCACAAAUCUCACAUACUUUGACCACCAAGAGCCUGCCAUCACAAAGUCUCUCUCUCUCUCUCCUCUUUAGGCUAUAGCUACCCCACUGUGAUAUUUUGCUGGUGAAACCACAUAUCUACCAGAAGCAGCCUCUCCUUUUAUAGGAGAAAAAGGCUAGAGAACUAUCCUUUUCUUUUUUUCCUUCUCUCUCUUCUUUUUCUCUUUCUCUUGAAACCCUAAUACUUGAUCCUUUUCACAAUCUGUAGUGGUAAUCCAAAACCCAGGACAAAGAAAGAGGCAAGAGACAUAGCAAAGACUUCUCUCACCCUCUCAAGUCCCAAACAGAGUAACUUGUAUUCACAACCUCUCUCUGCACCAAGUAUAUUAAAUGCAUGAUCAUCCGUGGUCUGUUUAUUCCCUUGUUUACGUAACACCCUUUUGUGCAAACACAGAUUAAGUAAAAGUGAUUCAAGCACUGUGUGCCAGUUGCAGUACUCUUGCAGAGAGAGAGCCUUAAAGACGUGUGUGGGAGGAAGCACUUUCUGAAGAAAACUAGCUUGUCUUUCCACAACCAGAAAAAAUCUCUCUCUCUCUUUGUCUCGCUCCCAUACCUCAUUCUGUAACUAUAGCUACCACAGUACCCUCUUAAAUGCACACUUGUUGUUCUAUGUGCAAGUAAUCAGAAUCUCUCUUCACUUUGUCUCCCUCACGUCUUUCCAUUUUCUGCUCUCAUGGAUUCGGCAAACACCAGCGGGAGCUUGCAAUCCUCAAGCGGCGCUGAUGAAGAGUACGAUUCACGCGCAGAAUCAUCACAACUCUCUAUGUUCUUAACCAACCAACCUCAACCACAACCACCACCAAGCCAAGUUGCUCCCUUUAUUCCACCACCACAUCAACAACUACAACACCACCAAAACACCCACAUGUUCGACCCUUUAUCAAACUACUUGGAUCCGAUCCCACAAAGUUCAACAUCACUGUUAAACCUUGACGUGAUGUGGUCGAAACAAGUGAGAUCCGAACCAAACCAAACGGAUCUUGUUAGCUUGAUACCUCAUAACCAAGCUUUUGUGUCAAGUCAAACACGAGGGAACAAUAGUGGUGCUUUUCCUACUUUGCCUCCAGAGAGUGGUUCCCGAGGACUAAUGCUUUCAGUGUCAGCCGCAAACAAUGAUCAAAUUCAAACCCACACCAACAACUGCAGCAGCAACAUGGUUCGAAACCCGAAGAAACGGUCAAGAGCUUCUAGGCGUGCACCUACCACUGUGCUAACCACAGACACCACCAAUUUCCGAGCCAUGGUUCAGGAAUUUACUGGCAUCCCAGCACAACCCUUCACAUCCUCCUCUUUCCCGAGAACCAGGUUGGAUCUCUUUGCUUCCGCCGCAACACCAACUUUGAUGAGAUCCAACGUUAACGUUAACCCUUUGGACCCUCCAACACAACCUCCUUAUCUUCUUCGCCCCUUUGCACAAAAACUCCAACUUCGAAGUCUUCACCCGUUUCCCCCCUCCUUUUCCAAUACCUUCUUACCUCCUUCAACAAACUCUUCCACUAAUUCAACUUCCAUUAAUUACCAACAACAACAACAACUAUCUGAACAUUUCGGCUUUGUGAAACAGCCUCUCAACUUUAACAACACAACCCCAGACAAUAGUACUCUCGAAGCAUAUCAUCAGCUCAAGCACCAUCUUGGCAACUCUUCUUCUGUUCUCGUCUCCAGAACACAACAACACCACUCCUUGGAAAUUCCGCCGAAUCUCAAAAAUGGUGUGUUUGAAGAACUGGGACUGAGACACGACCAUGUUAACACCGACCUCGGAUGUCUUCAUCAGAGCAUGGUUUCGUCAACAUCAGUUGGAGUGGGAGCAUUGUCAAGUGGAAACAACAACAACAAUAACUUGAGUAAUGCUACUAAUUCUUCAACGGAAUGGGCCCAGAGAAUGGGCACCAUUACCAACAAUGAUUGCGAUCACGGAGGAGGAGGAGCUCUCAGUGGCACUAUCAACUACAGUGACACUAAUGGCAAAGUACACUACUCAGCUUCUUCAUCGGAUUUUCAUGGAGAGAAGGGGCCAGACUUCACUGUAACUGCAACUAGAACUCAAGGAAUGGUGGAGUCCUGGAUUAAUUGUUCUUCUGAUUAAAGCAUGGGCGACCAAACAGAAUAAGAAGAAAAAAAAAGGAUUGAUGUUUGUGAUUUCAUAAAGUUUAAAGCAACUAAUGGUACUAUAUGCUAGUAUAAUUCUAAUGCAUGAAAGAGAGAAUCUUAAUUGGUAUCCUCAUCUUAACUAUGACCAUCGAAUUAAUUAAUUAAACACUAUUUUUCAUUUUUUUUAACCUUUUUUUCUUCUUUUCAUUGUGUUUCUGUUCCCCUCAAAUUGUGUGUAAAUAAGUAGCAGCUAAUUAACUUCUCUCUCACUCUCUAUUAUUGUUUUCCCCACAAAUUAUCUUGAGUUGUGAAUUUAAUCAUAUACACAAAAGGAUCCUGGUGGUUUCAAAGUGUUUAUCAUAUCACUUUAUGUAUUUUGUGUCUUUACUAUGUCAAUUGGUGUGAGAUUAUAAUAUAUGGAUCUUGGUUUUGACUUGGUA
Messenger RNA from Glycine soja, 2578 nucleotides. RefSeq names its product transcription factor mef2A-like. The transcript has a single exon. The record is from RefSeq and is a predicted model, not a curated record. NCBI's taxonomy places the organism in Eukaryota, Viridiplantae, Streptophyta, Magnoliopsida, Fabales, Fabaceae. The coding region runs from base 718 to 2133 and encodes 471 amino acids.